UUCUGCUGGGCUCCGCCUGCCCCAUAUAAGAGGCGGAGCUCCGGAAAGGCAGCGAGAGUGCCUGGAGAGGGUUCUUGCGAGGUGGGUGGCAGGGCUAAGAUCGGCACCAUGGCAGACCAGUCUUUUGUGACACUAGCCACAAAUGAUUCCUAUGUAAAAGGAGCACUUGUACUGGGAUCAUCACUACGGAAUUACAGAACGACGAGGAAGUUGACAGUACUGAUCACUCCCCAUGUAUCAGAUGCAAUGAGGAAAGUCUUAGAAAAGGUCUUUGAUGAAGUGAAACUGGUGGAUGUUUUGGACAGUGGUGAUUCAGCCCAUCUUGCACUAUUGAAAAGGCCUGAACUUGGUGUUACUUUGACAAAACUCCAUUGCUGGGAACUCACACAGUAUUCAAAGUGUGUGUUUAUGGAUGCAGACACAAUGGUCUUGUCAAACAUUGAUGAACUUUUUGAAAGAGAAGAACUUUCUGCAGCACCAGAUCCAGGCUGGCCUGACUGUUUCAAUUCAGGCGUUUUUGUCUAUAGGCCUUCCAUUGAAACAUUCAAUCAACUGUUACAACUUGCCACAGAGAAAGGCAGCUUUGAUGGUGGGGACCAGGGACUGUUGAACACUUUCUUCAGCAGUUGGGCAACUACAGAUAUUAGCAAGCAUCUCCCAUUUAUUUAUAACUUAAGCAGUAUUUCUAUUUACUCCUACCUCCCAGCAUUUAAAGCGUUUGGGAUGAAUGCUAAAGUUGUGCACUUUCUGGGCAGAGUGAAACCAUGGAAUUAUACAUAUGACUCCAAAGCAAAAAGUGUCAAAGAAGACACUCAAGAUCCCACUAUGAUUCAUCCAGAGUUCCUCAAUAUGUGGUGGGACACUUUUGUCACAAAUAUCUUACCAUUACUUCAACAGCAUGGUGUAAUCAAAGAUACAGCUACUGGUAUAAAGGCGCUAUCGGGCUUGGUCUAUACACUGGCUUUCUCUUGUGGCUUCUGUAGAGAGGAGGAGGUAACAGAGGCAGUGUCCCACCUGUCACUUUCAGCAGCAGUGUCCCAUUUGCCACCAUCACCACCAGCUAUGUCCUCAGAAGAACGUAAAGAAAGAUGGGAGCAAGGCCAGGCUGACUACAUGGGAGCAGACAGCUUUGACAACAUCAAGAGAAAACUUGACACCUACCUCCAGUAAAAGCACUUGUAUUUGCUCCCCGAAAUAUCAGCAAUACAAGGACUUGUUUCAGAGCUGUAGCAACUAGAAAAGUCAGCUAGGGUCAGUUAAGUUUGCCAGCAGCUUUGCCACUGCUCAGCUGAAGGCCGUUGGUAAUACUGCAGGUAAGAACUGAGCAAAAGCUGUUUUAAAUAUGAAUUCUUGUGCCAGUUGUGUCCAGCAGUCAGAUCUUUUUCUUUGCUCAAAAACUCGUGAAUAGAACAGGACACUGGCCUGGCCUGAAACAUAGUAUUUAGACCUAGAAGACUGUGCAUUACCUCUCCUUCCUCUCACACACAUACACACCAACAUGUUCUGCUUGCUACAUUAAAAUAAUGGCUAGAGAUUCAGGCAGCUAUAAUGGAAGAGCCUUACAACAAUAGCAGACAUACAUGCAACUUGGUAACUCUAAUGUUACUUUUCUGCCAGUUCCAGCCAUUCUGACCAGAUUUCUAUGCACAAACCUACAGCAUGGCAAAUGCUUUUGUUCAGUUCUCUGUAUUACUGGGACUAGUAAAUCUUUGAACUGUAAUGGCACUCAAAGUACAAAAUAAAAACAUUGAUGAAACUUA
Candoia aspera is the source of this 1760-nucleotide messenger RNA. RefSeq names its product glycogenin 1 (gene GYG1). Gene Ontology annotation, biological process: glycogen biosynthetic process. The transcript has 8 exons. The coding region runs from base 109 to 1170 and encodes 353 amino acids. Gene Ontology annotation, cellular component: cytoplasm. NCBI's taxonomy places the organism in Eukaryota, Metazoa, Chordata, Lepidosauria, Squamata, Candoiidae. The record is from RefSeq and is a predicted model, not a curated record. Gene Ontology annotation, molecular function: glycosyltransferase activity.